AUGUAUACGAUACGACCAGCACUGCGAGCGUGCACAGGAAGAGCUCCAGCACGAUUGAUACGCGGCCGUCGCUACCCAUCGCCUCCACGCCUACGAACUUUACACACCACACGUGCCCUCGGGCAAGCCGCCGGUCCACUCCCGCCUCCAGACGAGAAUGACGUCAACAAUCCCACGAACGAUGCACCGGUGACGACCGACGACCCAGAGCUUCUUGCUCAAAAACUACAGCGCUCCCGCGAAUCAUCUCGACGGUACUCGGCAGCCUUGCGCCGGCAACAGCGGGGGAAGAAGGCGCAGGGAUUACCGCCUGUACACGUACCGGACUGGUUUCUGAAAAGGAGGGUGAUACGGCUCGAAGAUGUGCCAACAGAAACACAGCAGCGUGCCAGGCCGCAGGCGCUCUCGGUUGUGGUAACACAUGACGGGUCUGGGGAAUGUGCAAGUUGCUCUAUUCCGGCAUCGAAGGACCUAGAUGCGGCACAGACUUUGUCGAGGCUGGUACGAGGGCUUUGGGGGAGAAGACUGGAUGAUGCAGAGAAGCGCAAGGUGGAGAAAUAUCUGGAGGAAAGAAUAGCAUUGGCGCAGAAUGCACAGCCCACGAAGCCAUCCGAGGGGAACGAGGAGUCAGAUGUGAAUGCUGAGGUCGAAGAAGCGGGAAAGCUACUCGAACGGAUGCUUAUGAAAAGAGAAGCGGCCAAAACACGGCAGUCUCGCACGCCAAAGCACAUAUCAGCCUUGGUCCUCGCUGAGAUCCGCGCGACAGUUGCAGCAUCCCUUGCAACAUUACGACCAUCCAUGGGCGACUCAUUUCCCUCGACAAAAACAAAUCUGAUUCUGCAUUCGCCAGUAGCUGAGCACGAGACAUUGGUAGACGAGUGUGUACAAGAUGUCGCGCUGGAGCUGGGAUCCGACGUCAUCAUCCUACGCGCACAGGACCUUGCACAGCUGGCAGGAGACUAUCUAGGCGAAGGGCCAGAACCAUCCCCCCGUUCGAUUCGUUCGUUGGGUUACGAAACCUAUCGACUGAGCUCAGAACUUAGCAACGCGUUUGACGAGGCGGGUGCAGAUGAUCUCGCUGAGGACGACUUCGAAGCCAAUCAGCCCCAACCAAUGGACCAGCCUGAGAAGCCGAGGAUGCCAUUCAUGCAUAUCCUCGCCCUUUCGCCUGCUAUGAAGGCUCUGACUCAAAGCCUGAAAGGAAUGCAAAUGCCUGCGUCAGGUCAGUUCGAGGCUACCGCUAGUGCCGUCAGCGAUGAGCCAGGGCGUUCCCAGAGCCAGAGCGAGAUCCAACUUGAAGAUUUGAAGCUAGCAACUCUGCUGGAGGCGUUGGUGGAUUCCAACGAGCUCAAGCAAAGUCGGGGUCUUGUAGGGAAUGGGAGCGUAAUAUUGCCUCCUUCAGAAUCGAGUCAAGCGCAAACGCAAACGCAAACGAAAGACCCUAGCUUCUUUGACUACUCAGUGAAUUCCGAAGGCGCCGAGCUCGAACUUGACUCUACACUGCCUACGUUGGCGAAACCUGGAAUCAGUAUGGCUGUAAAUAUUGGCUCGUCACCGAGCGCGCCACAGGUUCCCGAGAAGUCUAAGAUCAUCUACGUAAAAGACUACAAAGAGCUCAAUGCGACGCAUUACGGUGGUCGAAUCAUUCAGAAACUAGAAGAGCUGGUUCGAAAACGGCGGAGCUUGGGCGAGAGUAUCAUGAUCAUCGGCAGUACAUGCUCUCGCGAACUCACACCUGAGUUGUCCGCCGGUGGAGUUCAUGGCCUUCAAUCUGACGAUGAGUCUGGUUUCUUCAGAACAAUCGUCAUGGCGUCAGAGUCGAAUGACAAGCUGGACGACCUUCGCAUGGUUUCCAAGGGCGACAUGUCAUCAGAUUUGUCGACGGCGGAGAAGAGCAAAUUUCAGAAUAUCAACUUGUUGCACAUUCAAGACAUGCUGCGGUGUCUGGACCCGGUGGUUGCGGCUAAUAUUGCGGAUGUGGAGAGGAGUCCUCAACUUUUCCGCCCGUUCGCAUCGAUAUUUCCCAAGAGGUAUCGAUACCAUGUAUUCACUUAUGAUGAGGUGCACAGGAUAGCUUUGACGGCUCUUGGACUGCACAUUACAAACCCUGGAGUUACGACAGACGGAUCUGCAGCAUCACUGAGCUGGGCACAUGUUGCCCUUGCCAUGGGGCUACUGAAAGCUAGCGAUGUCGCCAAAUAUGUGUACUUCGACAAACUAAGAGAAUCACCAGAACGCGGCAGACAAAGAAGCGCUUCCCAGGGCCAAGAACCAGAGCUCGAGGCCAAUGUAAAAGCUAAAAAGCGAGAUGGCGAGGUCAACGCAGAGCGUCAACGUAACCUCCAACGCAUCGCAUACAGCGCGAACAAGCACGAGAAGCGACUUAUGCCAGGCAUCGCAGACCCAGACCAGAUCAAAACAACAUUCGAGCAGGUGCAUGUUCCCAAAGAAACCGUAGACUCGAUCCGAACCAUCACCUCACUAUCGCUCCUCCGCCCCGACGCCUUCAACUACGGCAUCCUCGCCACGGAGAAGAUCUCAGGCGCGCUCCUCUACGGACCCCCAGGAACAGGCAAAACCAUGCUCGCCAAAGCCGUCGCAAAGGAAAGCGGCAGCACCGUGCUCGAAGUCUCCGGCAGCCAAAUCAUGGACAAGUACGUGGGCGAGGGCGAAAAGAACGUCGCCGCCGUGUUUUCCCUCGCGCGCAAACUCUCCCCCUGCAUCGUCUUCCUCGACGAAGCAGACGCCAUCUUCGCCUCGCGCGACGCCAUGCGCGAACGCUCGUCCCACCGCGACAUCCUCAACCAGUUCCUCAAAGAGUGGGACGGGCUGAACGACCUCUCCGUCUUCGUCAUGGUCGCUACGAACCGCCCCUUCGACCUCGAUGAUGCCGUCAUCCGCCGACUGCCCAGACGCCUCCUCGUCGACCUCCCCAUGCAGGCCGACCGCAAGGAGAUCCUGCGCAUCCACCUGCGCGGCGAACAACUCGACGCGGCCGUUGACCUCGACGACAUGGCGAAACGAACCCCUUUCUACAGCGGCAGCGACCUCAAAAACGUCGCCGUCUCCGCAGCCCUGGCGUGCGUGAAAGAGGAAAACGAACACGCCGCCCGCGCGGUUCGCGAUGCGGAGAUCGAGGCGGAAACCAAUUCGGUAGAUGCACCGGAAACGGAAGCUGCGGAUACACAUCACACUGAACCCCCCUCUUCCUCCUCCUCUACAAAUACAUCGGCACAAGCUCAAACAACCCCCCUUCUUGUCCGCGGCCAAACUUACACCUUCCCCGCUAAACGCACACUGCACACACGCCACUUCGACGCAGCGCUGCAGGAGAUCAGCGCCAGUAUCAGCGAGGAUAUGAGUAGUUUGGGUGCUAUUAAGAAGUUCGACGAGCAGUAUGGGGAUAAGAGGGGGAGGAAGAAGAGUAAGGGGUUUGGGUUUGGGGCGGGCGGGGAGAGGGAUGAGAGGAGUGCUAGGGUGAGGGUUUGA
Molecule: messenger RNA, 3489 nt
Organism: Dothidotthia symphoricarpi CBS 119687
Lineage: Eukaryota; Fungi; Ascomycota; Dothideomycetes; Pleosporales; Dothidotthiaceae
Product: AAA-domain-containing protein
Exons: 2
Coding region: 1-3489 (1162 amino acids)
Cellular component (GO): mitochondrial outer membrane
Molecular function (GO): ATP binding; ATP hydrolysis activity
Source: RefSeq, a predicted model, not a curated record